GUGGCCUGAGUCUCCGCCCACCUGCAGUCAGGUGACACCAGAACAGAACCCCGGGAGAACAUACCAGAAACCACCCUCAGGAGUCCAGACCAUCAAAUACAUCCACCAAAGUCAUGCAGCCGGCAACUGCUAAAUGGUACGACAGACGAGACUUUGUCUUCAUUGAGUUCUUGGUGGAGGACAGCAAGGAUGUGAAAAUAAAUUUUGACAAGUCAAAAUUUGGUUUCAGCUGUCUCAGUGUGAUGGAUAAUAUUAAGCACUCAAAUGAAAUCGAUCUUUUUGAUGCCAUCGAUCAAGAUGGAUCCAAACACAGGCGCACAGACCGGUCGGUCUUGUGCUGUUUACGAAAAGCAGAAUCAGGGAAAUCGUGGCCUAGGUUAACAAAAGAGAAAGCAAAGCUUAACUGGCUUAGUGUUGACUUCAACAACUGGAAAGACUGGGAAGAUGAUUCAGAUGAAGAAUCGUCCAACUAUGAUCGCUUUUCAGAGAUGAUGGGCAACAUGGGAGGAGAGGAUGAUUUACCGGACCUAGAUGGUGCAGAUGAUGAAUCGGUGGAUAGUGAUGAUGAGAAAAUGCCAGAUCUAGAAUAAAGCGACUGGCACGUUGAGGACAGACAUAAGAGGAGGGGGAUGAUAUACAAAUGAGAAGAGGAAGCUGUCACUUAAACUGUAUAUGAAAAGAUCUUAGCUGAAUUCAAUGAGAUCAGUGGAUUGAUAAGCAUCACCUCUGUCCACUCAGUGGCUGCACUCCAGAAGAUCGAAAUAACCUUCUGUUGAGUGUUAAUAUGCAUAUUGUUGUACAGAGCUUCUUUGUCCUUCUCUUAAUGAGCAGUCCUGGCUUUUUUGUUUUAAUCUGUUAUACUACAAACGUAAUGUAAAAAAAACUGCACUGUAUUCGUAUUUUUCAACCGAAAAGCAAUAUAUGUGAUGGAAAGUUUCUUUUUUUUUUAUUGUAAGGCAUUGUAAUUAAAAUAAAGUGAAACACAAAUUUUGUCUUUUAAACCUUGGAGAGGUGAAGGGAGUUAAAAUCUUGAACUCGGUGUAGUUUGUGAUCUUGCACCUGUAGUUACAUGUGGGGUUAUAAGACCAAUCUCCCUAACAUACUGCUCUUCAUUAACUGCUUAACAUAGCUGAAAGUAGAUCAAACCCAGAAGUCACUUGAAAUGGUAACAUUUAUUGGUUGGUUGUCAAUAUCUGAUGGUUGACUCCCUCAGUAAUCAGUGUUUCACAAAGUCUUGUCCUCUCAUAACAACUAUACUGGCACCUUAGUUGGCAUUAGAUCAUUGUCCUUCGUCUCAUGACUGCAGUAUGAUGGUACUGUGUGACAUCUUGAAAUGUUAAAGACUGGUAUAUUUGCAAUCCAGUCUAAAAACAAAAUGACCAAAUACGUUUGCACUAUCAAAAAUGAGUGGGGUGACAGUGUUAGAUGGGACUAGUUCUGUGUCACAAUGCCCGUUGCUGGUUAACUAUCAUGUUUUCCAAAAAAUGGCUUUCAAUUUUGUCUACAUAUUUCUAAUAAACUGCUCAACACUUAUUUUUUCCUGAACAGAUAAGCCAGAUGUUUAUUAGCAUUUGAUAAGUCAUGUAACUUCCAGGUUUUAUAAUUAAAAUAAUGUUAUGGACUUUUAAAUAAAGGCCUAUUGUCCUGUUAAGGAAGUUGCUUAGUUCAAGCAGAUUUACCUCCCUGAUUAGCUUCAUCACACCAUUAUCAUCUAUUAAAGAAUAUAAGAAAUGACCAGAACACAAAGUUAUUUGAUAUGUAGUAGAUUAUUUAUUUCCAUGGCAUGGGCAGGUCCUUUACUUCCUUGUUUAAGUGCACAAUGGUUUUAUAGCCCAGUAAGUCAAAUUGUAGUCACAAUUGUGUCUGUACCUGCAUACUCUGUAGGCCUACUUUCAGCUCAAAAGCACACUUAUUAGGCAUCCACAAUUAUCACUAUUAAACAAAAUGCAGUCUUGCUGUAAAAGAGGAGGUGACAAAGGGCCUACGCAUAAAUAUAUGAUAAUGAGAUCAUAAAGAACAAUGCGCUGCAGCUUUCGAUGAUUUACGGACACUUCUCACCUCGUACAUACAUCAUUAAGAUUUCUACUAUGUCAAUUAAACCGAAACAGGACUACUUAUUGAUAAGUUGCCUCUCAAUAUUCUGCGUUUAUAUACAUCAAUACAACAAAUGGGUGAAUUCCAUUCUCUAUCUAACCGUAACGUACCAUUACUUUCUUUAUAGCCGCACACUGGCUGUUCAUCUAUUCCUCUCCAAUGACUUCAGCUUGAACACCGCAUUCGGUCCUAAAGCCGGACGUUUUCCCUCGGCACAUUAAUGUGAUGGGCGGACUCUGAUCUAACAGGGGCGCUCAACGUACACAAAUUCCCUUUAGCCUUUCAUUUCAUUUCAGGGUUUUUUUUUCUUCACUGUUUAUGCAUUUUUAAAAUAGGCCUAACACCAGUAGUGUUGCCUAAAUGUAAGCAAAUUCCCACUUAUUUUUCUAAGGAUAUGCAUAUGCUCUCCUAAAUAAAUUAUGAUGAUACAUAGGGAGCCAGAGCAAUGAGUUGGCAUUUUAAUUUUCUUUUUACAUUUUUUUUAGUUAAAGUAGCGGUGUAAACCACCACGCAAUUGAGGGCAAAGUGCUGCAGGUUCCCCUGUUUGCGCAAUUCCAAACAUUUGAAGCCGCUUAAAGUCAUUAUUCAAAUCUAAAAACGUGACACAGCAACACAGAAAUGUAGGAAGGGACAGUGUUUUACCAUAUUUGUAAUGAGGAAGAUUGUAAACUGUCAAACAGAGUUUGAUACUUGAGUGCACUACAUUGUUCCUUCAAAAUAAAAGGUCCAGGUGAAGCUGAAGGUUGUUUUUUGGGGUUACAAGGGUCAACAUGAUUAUGAUAAAACAGAACAUGGCAAAAAUAUACAAUAUAUGCAAUUACUAGAAAACGAUCAGCUCUCCUUGUCUUUAUACAACAUAUGACAUUUAAAGUGUAAGUUUUAAUCAUUUCGCUUUCUGACAUAAGACUUUAUUGCAUUUGUUGUAAAAACCAGUGAAUUUUUAUGCAUACCUGCCAACACUCCAGAUUUUGCCGGGUUUCUCCCAUUUUUUCACCCCUCCUCCCGCUGUAGCCUACUCCCGAUUUACAAUUUCUCCCGAUAAACUCCCGAUAUUCCGCAUCCACACUUUGCUCAUUAGAAUGUAUUAGACCUGUAAAAAGGGUUGCCACCUGUCCCAUAUUUAAAUAUUAAAUUAUGCGUCCCGUAUCGAAUCAAUACAGGAUGCGAUUUGUACCGUAAUGGUCAGAUGGUUUCACGGCGAAAUCAUUCCAGAUUGUUCAUUUAACACUGAUAUAAGUUUGACAUUUUUCAUACUGUGUGUAAGGAGUCGUUUGAAAAGUCCACACAAUGUGCUGAAACAUACUAAUACUGUGAAGGAUGUGGUAAGGGACAAUGUGAAUACAUUUUUUGGUAUUAUAUAUCUUCAGUGUAUAACAUUACUGACCAGUACUGCUGCUCCCUAUACACAUAUUAGCAGUCUGUGAAGUGCACCUACUCCCUAAGGGGACACCAUCUUACCCUAGGGGGCUCAACAACAAAACAGUUUCCCUAUUUUUUACAAUCCGAUGUUGGCAGGUAUGUUUUUAUGUCAAGUGAAUUUUAAAGUCUACUUAGGGAAAAAAUAAUACUAUAGAAUUGUAACUGUACAUUAAUAUUUAAAGAUGUAAAGACUCAUAAUUAGAAUUUUCAGAUAUUUGUAUUUUAGACAUUAUAAUUAACACAGCAACAGAUUCAGUAAAAAAUAAAUGCAGCAAUAAAACUCAAUAAAGAAGCUCAAGAAACUUA
Molecule: messenger RNA, 3819 nt
Organism: Myxocyprinus asiaticus (Chinese sucker)
Lineage: Eukaryota; Metazoa; Chordata; Actinopteri; Cypriniformes; Catostomidae
Product: prostaglandin E synthase 3-like
Exons: 8
Coding region: 114-590 (158 amino acids)
Biological process (GO): telomere maintenance via telomerase; prostaglandin biosynthetic process; telomerase holoenzyme complex assembly
Cellular component (GO): nucleus; cytosol
Molecular function (GO): prostaglandin-E synthase activity; Hsp90 protein binding; protein-folding chaperone binding
Source: RefSeq, a predicted model, not a curated record